AUGUUCUUUUUGAAGCAGCUCUCGCGCGACUUGCUGCUGCAUCCGAUGCACUUUGGGCCUAAAUUGCACGACAUUAUACGUUUGCGUUUAAUUGAGGAGGUAGAGGGAACAUCAAUGGGUAAGUAUGGCUACGUCAUUACGGUUACGGAGGUGCGCGACGAGGACAUCGGCAAGGGUGUGAUCCAGGACAAUUCAGGCUUUGUGUGCUUCAAUAUUCGUUACCGCGCUAUCCUCUUUCGUCCAUUCAAAAAUCAAGUACUUGACGCCGUUGUCACAGUCGUAAAUCAGCUUGGAUUUUUUGCGGAUGUGGGUCCGCUACAGGUCUUUGUGUCCCGACACGCCAUGCCUACGGAUCUCAACAACGGCUACGAUCAUGAAAGCAACGCAUGGAUUUCAGACGAUCGAGAGGUCGAAAUUCGAAAAGGUUGUGGUGUGCGACUUAAGAUCAUGGGCGUCAGUGUUGAUGUUACUGAGAUCAACGCUAUUGGAACCAUUAAGGAUGACUAUCUAGGUCUCAUCUCAUCCGACAAUUAG
Messenger RNA from Plasmopara halstedii, 534 nucleotides. Its product is annotated as rna polymerase ii subunit. NCBI's taxonomy places the organism in Eukaryota, Oomycota, Peronosporomycetes, Peronosporales, Peronosporaceae. Gene Ontology annotation, cellular component: RNA polymerase II, core complex; P-body. Gene Ontology annotation, molecular function: translation initiation factor binding; single-stranded DNA binding; single-stranded RNA binding. The transcript has 2 exons. Gene Ontology annotation, biological process: positive regulation of translational initiation; positive regulation of nuclear-transcribed mRNA poly(A) tail shortening; transcription initiation at RNA polymerase II promoter. The record is from RefSeq and is a predicted model, not a curated record. Bases 1 to 534 code for a protein of 177 amino acids.